AUGUUGCUGAAGUUGGGAUUGAAUACUAGAGCUCCAUAUCAUCUUAUGAUAUAUUCAAUUGCGUUUGGAGGCUCUGCUUUCUACUCAUUCUUUGCCAGUCCAAUUGCUUUCAAAGUGUUGAAGAGAGAAGAAUUUGGGGUAUUGCAAAACAGCGUUUUUCCCUACUAUUUCUUGGGUCAGACCAUUGCACCUGGAUUAUUGGCAUUGACCACACCAUUGACAUUGUGCCCAUUUACUUCGACGUUAUUGGUGUUGUCCACUGUGUCUUCAGCCAUUAAUCUAUUCUACUUGUUGCCAGUUUGCAAGGAUAUCAAAGAGAAAAGGCUUAAAUUGAUUGAAGUAGGUUUGGACUCCAUUGAUGGAGAGCCAACUGAAGACUUCAAAAAGUUGACCAAACUGUUUGGAAUCCACCACGGUCUUUCAUUGUUGGCCAACUUCACGUCCAUCGUGACUCUUGGUGUCUACGGUUUGGUUUUGUCAAAGAGAUUGAUCUAG
Yamadazyma tenuis ATCC 10573 is the source of this 495-nucleotide messenger RNA. RefSeq lists its product as uncharacterized. The record is from RefSeq and is a predicted model, not a curated record. Lineage: Eukaryota; Fungi; Ascomycota; Pichiomycetes; Serinales; Debaryomycetaceae.